AUGGAUUAUGCCCCACUCAUCGAGAAACGUCGCGAACGACUAGCUGAAAUCGAAGAACUCAUCAGCGAUCCGCAAUUUUACAGUAAUCAGAAAAAAGCCUCCAGCACCAUGCGUGAGCAUCGCUCUCUGAAGCGUUUACUCGAGACCUGGGAUAAGCUCGAAAACACCAUCGAAGAAAUCAACGGCAAUGAAGAAUUAGCCAAAGGUGAUGACGCCGAACUCGCCGAGAUGGCUCAGGCCGAACUCCCUGACCUCAUUGCCAACCGUGAAAAACUCAGCGAAGAAAUCCAAUACGCCUUACUCCCCGCCGAUCCCACCGAGGAUCGUGAUGCCCUCGUCGAAAUACGAGCAGGAGCAGGCGGCGAUGAAGCCUCUCUCUUUGUCGGCGAAGUGAUGAAAAUGUAUCAGCGACACGCGGAAAUACAGGGUUGGAAAUGCGAACAUCUCGAGAGCAGCCCGUCCGAAGUCGGUGGCUUCAAAGAAGUCAUCCUCAAGGUCUCCGGAGAAGAAGUCUUCCGCUACCUCAAAUAUGAAAGCGGCGUGCACCGCGUGCAGCGCGUUCCCGCCACCGAGACCCAAGGCCGCAUCCACACCUCGACCGUAACCGUCGCCGUCAUGCCCGAGGCUGAAGAAGUCGAUAUCCAACUCCACCCUGAUGACCUGCAGAUCCAAGCCACCCGCUCAGGCGGACCCGGCGGUCAGCACGUCAACACGACCGAUUCCGCCGUGCAAAUCACCCACCUCCCCAGCGGCAUCCAAGUCAAGUGUCAGGACGGCCGCAGUCAGACACAAAAUAAAGAAAAAGCCCUCGAAAUUCUCCGCGCCAAGCUCUUCGAACAUAAACAACGAGAAGAAAACGAGAAAUACUCCGCCCAACGCCGCUCACUCAUCGGCUCCGGCGAUCGAUCCGAAAAAAUUCGCACUUAUAACUUCCCGCAAUCACGAAUUACCGAUCACCGCAUCAACCACACCUCUCACCAGAUCGAAGCCAUCCUCAGCGGCGAUAUUUCUGAAUUCACUGAACAUCUCCAAAAAGCGGAAAUGGAGCAAAGACUCGCUGACGAAGGUCUAUCAUAA
Nerophis lumbriciformis (worm pipefish) is the source of this 1077-nucleotide messenger RNA. The record is from RefSeq and is a predicted model, not a curated record. NCBI's taxonomy places the organism in Eukaryota, Metazoa, Chordata, Actinopteri, Syngnathiformes, Syngnathidae.